UGUCACUGGUGCAGGAAGUGCCUGAGGGGUAGACAAACUUUAGUCUGGAAUUUCCCCUUUUCAUUUCUUAUAUUCAACUUAAAAUGCAGUGGUAAAUAAUGCUUAAAAACUCAAGGUGACGCUAGCAAGAAGUUACUUUGAACUUUCCAGUGCAGUGAGUGCAUUGCCAGCCUUGGUCUCUAGCACCGCACAGUGGUGUCAGAGUGUCAGAACUGUCUUAAGCAGUCUUUCCUGCUCGUGUAUUUGUACCCAGUGCUCUGGGCUAAAGGUUGCGCAUGCACUGCAAAUCCCGAGGCCGCUUUCCUAGCAUCUGUUUUAUAGCUGGGGAACCGACUGAUGAGAUGGUUGGUGUUUUGUAUGUCAUAACUUGUACUCCAAGUCAUGCUGCUUGUUUUCAGUUGUUUGCCUUCAGCUACAACCAUGCCAAUAAAGGGAUGAAGUUACAUCUCAGAGGCAUUGCUAAUCUUUAAUAUGUACGUAGUUGUAAGUGUAGCCUUGAAAACAGACAUUCUUGGUUUUUUGUGCCAAGAAGUGUAACCAGAUGUGAACACCUUUCUCUGUGUUAGGAUAUUAGUGCAUCGUAAUCAAAGGAGAAGAGCACUUGCAUGAACAUCUGUAGGAGUGCUGGGACCUGAGUAAAAACAUAGAGUAGAAAUAGCAUGAAGGGAAGACUUCUGUAGGGCAUAGUUUGAAUAUGGGGCCCUGUUAUCAGUAAAAUCUAUAGCAGCCUGAAGAGGAAUUAAGGUAAGAGAGCUGUGAUAGUUGUGGAUGAACCCUAAAGCUCAGCAAUAAGUGAGGAAAUAGGGAAAUCGGAGCAAACUGAAGGAAAUUGGCUGAGAAUUUGUAGUUCUGUAUCCCAUAUGUCAAACUCCAGAGGUUCUGUGGGGUUUGUCAGAACUGAGUCUUAAUUGUUCCAUGGAGGUAUGGCCUCUGCUGGUAGAUUACAUGUAUUGUCAUCUCCUUUUAUCUUAAACUUAUCAAGUUCUGCUUGGAUGAAGUUGAAAUGGAUUAAAGAUCAGUGAAGUCCUGAUAAAAUUUAUCUUGAUAAAACUCAAAAUGAGAGGCUAGUUGUGUGUUAGAUAUUCACAUUCCCUUUUACGAGAUGUAAGAUUUUUCAAGGAGCAUAUAGAUGCCAUUUAAGAGUACAAAGCUGUUAUUUAUUGCAGUCUGCAUGCAAUGCUAGGUAGGACUAAUAAUUGGCCUUUGGAUCACAGCUACGUGGAAUGUUACGGAGGGGUAGAAGUGUCCUCCCUGUGCCCUUUGAUCUAAUGUGCUCUGCACCACGAAACUCUGUGCUGUGCAGAAGGGGGGCUUCAUCAGGUUGUCUGAAAAAUAUAUUUGAUCCUGCUUCUGUUCUGCUCCUGCUGCUGAAUAUUCUCAAAUUUCCCUUCUGGGAAGGUUACGAAGAUGGGGAGCAGUGUCCUACUGGUAUACAGCCCUCUUGUGUCCUGAAGCUCAAUUAUAUUUGCACACUUGUCUGUGUGAAUGCAAGUCAUUACCAUGUAUUUGGUGUGAUCGAGUUGUAAUGACUCAGCUCUGAGAAGCUGUACGUACAGUCUGCCAAAUAAAACACAAGCACACAAGUAUCCAUAGCGGUGGGCCUGGCCUUCUCAUUUUUAGAACAGAAUAGAAUGGUAAGUUCUAAAAGAAACCCCACUGUGCUGGCCCAGAGGCUGAACAACGUGUCAGUCACGUGUAACAGUGCAGUUGUCCAAUAUGCCAAGAAAUCUGGCAGGCAGAUUUUGUGUGUGUAUUUGUGCCUGGUCUUUUUUGAGUCAGUUUGAAAGAGAGAUCUUAAUGUUGUCAUAUGAUCUUAAGUGAUGCUUUGCACGCGAUGUUAAUUCUAAUUCAUUUGCAUUAUUCCUGGAUAUAGGGUCAGUAUCUUUUUACAUAAUAUGAAAUUACAAAUGCAGUACAAUAACUGCCUUUUUGCAUCUCAUUUUCCCAUUUUGUACAGUGAAGUAAUUCACUGAAAUUAAAACCUCAAGAAGUCCAUGUUUUUUCAGCCUGAUGCCAAACCCUGAUGUGGUCUUAGGUCAGUGGUAUUUGGGUUUGGGGUUUUUUAUUUGUUUUUGUUUUUAAUUUUUUAUUUUUAGCUGCUUUUUUGAGGCUGGGAGUUGGAUACACAUUCACAACUUCAGAAGAGUCUACAGGUUGCUUUCCAGCUUGGAAGGGAAUCCCAUGCAUGUAGAAGUAGAAAUAGACAAAUUGUUUCUUAUAAAGCAAUUUCCUAACAAAUGUAUUGUGUGCUAACCUUUACCCUCCAGUUUUCCCCUGUCCUUGUAGAGAUAAGGGGGUUCUUAGGGGCGAGCAGGGGUGUGUGUGCAGGCUUUUCUGUUUGUUCAACUCAUAGGCGGAUUCAUUUUUUCCCUCCAGGAAAAUACGAUAAUACAAACUGUGCCAACUUGUUUGAAACUGACAUACAGCUUCCAGAGCAAGACAGAAACAUACAUGUGUAGUCUGGAUUGAGUCCAAAGCAUCUUUACCUCUGAACUGGUUUAGGCGAGAGAGACAGGAUGUUCCACAGAGCACAAAGCCAUGUGAUUAAAGAUCAUGAACAAACACAGAGUAUAUUAUUAACAGAACACCAGACCACAUUUCAUGUUGGGUUUUCUGGCUGGUAACCCAUGGAGGUGACUCAAGAAGUUAACAGAGACACCAAGGUCUGGUCUGUUCCUGCAUAACGAAUAUUCAGAAAAGAUUCCCUGAAGCUGUCUUCGUGUAUGGCAGUCUAAGAAAACUGUUCACACAGGUGCUGACAGUGGUGCAGAUAUACUGCUGUGGGACUCUGCUCAGGAACGUGUGCUGAGAGAAUUUUUUGGUAAUUCCUACACAGAGGUUUUUCCUUGACUCACAGUUCAGUAUGUGUUCAGCAAUCAGGAUCCCUGUUCUUUCCAGGCUCCUUGUGCUGUUGAUGUCUUUCAUUCCUUUCAGUGACCUUCUGUCUGUCCUAUUUUGUGGCCCCUUCCAUUUUUUUGAUCCCUCCAGAUCCUGAUCAGCAGCUAAUCUAGGCCAUAAUCUUUACAGGCGAACUAUGAGACAUGAAGUGAGGAUGCACGUAGUUGAAGGUAUGAGGUGAAGGGUGGGUGAUGCUGCGAGACUCGUGAAGCACUUGUCUAACAGUUGGCAAGCAAUUUUGCUGGGAAUUGUAAAACUUAGACCUUUUUGUGGCUGCUUAUGGCACUGGGAUAUUCUGCUCCUGGGAAUUUGCAUGCCUCUGACCCCAGGAAGUCUCAAGAUAUCCACAAAUUUUUAGCGUAUAAAUGUUUCUUAAGGAAAUUCAACAGAAAAGUCUCAGAACCACUGUGUCCCAUCCUGUCAGUUUAUGUGCCCAUGCAUGGGGUCUGUACUUCUGCUCUUCUCUGUUAGUAAAAGGCUGAAGUGCCAGUGAAUGUGGGUGAAUUCUGGUGUUUUACAGAAACUUCUCUGCUAUCUGGGCAGUCUGUGGGGAUUUGGGGAAGGGAGCGUCACCUGUGUGGAUUUUUUUUCUCAUAGAAUGUUACUUUAUUACAAAUAGACACAUGCAACCUGGGUUUUCCUUUUCAGGGCUUCACAAAUACUAUCAGAUUUUUUGUCUGUAUUUAACACUUUUAGUCAAGCAAAGUGAUCUGAUUGUGUCUUAACAACUCCCUUUAGUGUUGCAGGCUCAUCAUACUUAAUGUGCAUUUUAGCCAGGAGGGAAAGGAGCAUUUGGUGCUGUGGAAGCAGUGGGUGUUGGAUCCCUGACAUAACAUGACAGCUUUUCCUGUAUCGCCCACAGCAUCACUCGGGAAAUUGUCUCUCAAAAAGAUGCCAGCUCCCUCUCCCCUGGAGUCAAAGCAAAAUGUAUUUUUUUUUUCCUGACACUUCCUCACUCUUUAUUAACUCUUCUUUGUUAUUGCUGAAAUGGAGACAUCCCAAGGCCCUCUGAGCAUGGUGAUGCUUUGGAUGAAAGGAGACCUACUGUGGAGCAGCAUGUAUCAGAGCUCCAAUGAGAGGCCCUUGGGUGCUCGCCCAGGAGAGGGGGAGUGCAAGCAUGAAUCACAAGUGGUAGAACUGGGAAAGCAGUGGUGUCAGCACAGUUAUUCCUUGAAUCACUCUUAGCUAGCAGUUGGUCAGCUGGCAGAUGGUUGCAGCCUGAAGUGAAAGCUUAUAACUCACCAGCCAGCAAAUAGUCCCAAAAGUGAAUAUCUGCAUUUCAUCAGCAUCUUGUAUUGUCUUUGUGAAAAAUGGUAUUCGCUUGCAGGUAAUUGGUUGUGCUUCAGUUUCUUGUGGCUUCCUAUGCAUUCAUUUGUGUUAGGUCAGCUCAGCUGUUUUAUAAGCUUGGAAAUGUUCUUAAAAUCUAAUGAGCUUGCAGUGUGAAAGAUCUCAAACAGCCAGACCUGUGAGGCUUUCUACCAACCUGCUCUGCUCAGCAUUGGUACAGCCACACGUGGAGUUCUGUGUCCAGAUCUGGACCCCCGAGUGCAAGGGAGGCCUAGACAUACUGGAACAUCCAAAAGGACUACCAAGAUGAUCGAGGGACUGGAGCACCUCUCCUGUGAGAUGGGGCUGAGAGCUGGGACUGUUCAGCCUGGGUGAGGCUCGGGAGAAGGGAGAUCUUAUCAGUAUCAAAGGAAGAGUGCACAAGAGCCUUACUAUUUCCUGUGGUGCCACUGACAGAACAAAAGGCACCGGGGAUAAACUGGAACGCAGAAGGUUCCGUCUAAACAUCAAGAACCACUUCUUUACUGUGCAGGUGAUGGAGUACUGGCACAGGCUGCCCAGAGGGGCUGUAGAGUCUCCCUGUGCUUGGCGCGAUAAGCACCGCUUUAACGGCGUCAGUUCCACUUGCCUGAAGGAAAGCGGUAGCAUAAUGCUCAGUGAUGCAGCAGGUGUUUCAAAAACCCUACCAGCAUAGGGAUUACCCCUUUACCUCCAUAAGCACGUAGUAGAAUUUCAGAAAAACAAAUGUCUGGGAAGAAAUGUUAUUGGAGAGGCUUCUCCCAGUAGUGUUUUUAUGACCAGACUGUUAUGGUUUUGUCUUGUUUCUAUUCUGUCCCUAAAACAUGAGAGCAAGGGGCAGAUCAGCAUAGGAAAUAAAACUGGAAGGUAGACCUGUUUUGCUGUGGAGGAAUUAUUUAUCUUUGCACUGUUCACUUGCUCCUUGUAUUCAGAUUUACCAUGUCCUGCAUGGGAACAUUCCUCUACCAUAGCCACGGCAUUCAGGAGGAGCUAAUUAAGCAAUUAUAUUAUCAGGUGGUGGGAGUAAAAAUCUCGUCUACGCAGUGCAUGGACUUAGCAGUUUGACUCAUUAUAGUUUAUGACUUACUAUUAUGUAAUCGGUGUGUUGCUCCAUAGGUGCAUGCUGUGCAAAACAGAAGUAAACAGCUGCUCUGCCAUCUGUGUUACACAUAUGGAGAUCAUGACGUUGGUCAGCUGGCCAUAGAGAAAGGUGACAACAGGCUUCUGAUCAUCAGCUUAGAAGAUUAGAAGUCUGAAUUGCACAAACAACACUCCUGGUAGCCAAGAAAGCUUUGAUCUUGAUAAUGACAGGAUGCGAUGGCUGGAAGCUGUAGCUCACAGGAUUAAUACAAGAAACAAGGAAUCAAGCUGUUCAGUGUAGCACAUAUGGAAAGGAGACUUCGUUUGGAUUUGGCAAUGGAACAAAGGCAUUCGCGUAUCUGGUAAAAUCAUAAAGAAUCCUGGGCUGGAAAGGACCCAUGAGGAUCAUCAGGUCCAACUCCUGACUCCACACAGGACAACCUAAGAGCGAAGCCAGACUCUCAGCCAUGAUGAUUCCACCAUCUGCAACACCUCCUGCCAGCGAUGCUGCACUUUUGCCAAGUGUGGCUUCUCAGGAAACGUGGAGGUCACAGGUUCCAGGUUAUCCUGGGUCAGUCACACAGCACAUAAGUCACCGGGCUAAUAACUUCAAGAGACAUCCGAAAAGGAGAAAAUUCAUCCGCCCUUCGCCACCGCCACCACCAAAUACUCCAUGUCCUAUUGACUUGAUUGGCUUUGGGGAUCUCCAGCCUCGGAGAUCUUUCCUGGAACUCCUGUUUAAUGGGUGUAUUCUCUUUGGGCUUGAGUUUAGCUAUGCCAUGGAAACAGCCUAUGUUACACCUGUGUUGCUUCAGAUGGGGCUGCCAGACCAGCUGUACGGAAUGGUGUGGUUCAUCAGCCCUAUACUAGGGUUCCUGCUACAACCUUUGCUGGGGGCUUGGAGUGACAGAUGCACAUCAAGAUUUGGGAGGAGAAGACCUUUCAUUCUGGUCUUAGCAGUAGGUGCAUUGUUUGGACUCUCACUUAUGCUGAAUGGCAGAGAUAUUGGGAGUGCCUUGUCUGACACUGUGAAUAACCACAAAUGGGGGAUCAUUCUUACAGUCUGUGGUGUUGUCCUCAUGGACUUCAGUGCAGAUUCAGCAGACAAUCCCAGCCAUGCCUACAUGAUGGAUGUAUGCAGCCCAGUGGAUCAAGACAGGGGCCUCAACAUCCAUGCUUUGUUAGCAGGUCUUGGAGGUGGCUUUGGUUAUGUUAUUGGAGGAAUACAUUGGGAUAAAACCAGUUUUGGAAAAGCUGUGGGAGGGCAACUGCGUGUCAUCUAUGUCUUCACAUCAAUAAUACUGACUAUCACUACUGUGCUGACUCUAAUUAGCAUUCCAGAAAGACCCCUAGGGUCCUUUAGCAAGAAGAAAAAGGUGAUGAAGAGUCCAAGUCUUCCUCUCCCUCCUUCUCCACCUCUCUUUGAAGAGGGUGUAAGUGAAAACUUUGCUUCUCAUAACUCAGCUCACUUAUAUGCAAGUUUUACAAGCCCCGUUUCUCCCCUCAGCCCACUCACACCUAAGUAUGGCAGUUUUGUCAGCAGAGACAAUUCCUUGACAGGAAUUAACGAGUUUGCAUCGUCAUUUGGGACUUCAAAUAUUGACAGUGUGCUUAUAGACUGUUUUACAGGUGGGCACAGUAGUUACUUAGCACUUCCAGCUAGCUUGCCCAGACAGCCUGUCAGUGUCAGCUUUCCUCGGGUGCCAGAUGGUUGUUACCAACAAGAAAAUGGAAUUCUGGAGCAAGGGGAGAGGCGUAUAACUCCGGGUCCUGAUGGAGAGGCACUGAGGGUGGGCUCCUUGGAUACAAUAAAGCCACGGUCAUCAGGCAUCCUGAAAAGACCUCAGAGCUUGGCCAUUCCAGAUAUUGUAACAGGACAUUGUCCAGAAAGUAGCAGAAGAAGAAAUGUAACUUUCAGCCAACAGGUUGCUAAUAUCCUGCUGGAUGGUGUUAAGUAUGAGAGUGAGUUGAAUGGAUCAGGCGAGACCUCUGAACAACCACUCUCCAUGAGACUUCUUUGCUCAACCAUCUGCCACAUGCCCAGGGCUCUUCGUAACCUCUGCAUCAACCACUUCCUAGGAUGGCUCUCAUUCGAGGGGAUGUUGCUCUUCUACACUGACUUCAUGGGAGAAGUAGUGUUUGAAGGGAAUCCAAAAGCCCCUCACAACUCAGUUGAGUAUCAGAAGUACAACGCUGGGGUCACCAUGGGCUGCUGGGGAAUGUGCAUCUAUGCAUUCAGUGCUGCUUUCUAUUCAGCUGCACUGGAGAAGCUGGAGGAGCGGUUCAGCACACGGACGCUGUACUUCAUUGCAUAUUUGGCCUUUGGGCUGGGCACUGGGCUGGCCACGCUCUCCAGAAAUAUCUACGUAGUGCUGUCACUGUGCACGACCUAUGGCAUUCUCUUUGCCACGCUCUGCACGCUGCCCUACUCUCUACUCUGCGACUACUACCAGAGCUGUGAGUUUGCAGGCUCGCACAUGGAGGGUACACGGCGUGGGAUGGGUGUUGAUAUCUCCCUACUCAGCUGCCAGUACUUCUUGGCGCAGAUCCUGGUGGCCCUGGCCAUGGGGCCACUGACGACAGCUGUGGGCAGUGCCAGUGGCACCAUGUACUUUGCCAGCCUGGUGUCCUUCCUGGGCUGCCUCUUCUCCUCUCUCUGUGUCAUCUAUGAGCCAACCCUGUCUGCUGAGGAGCUGCCACCCAACGAGGAGCAGAGCCCGCUCCUUCCCUGUGUGCAGGACCAAUAAAUGGGAGAAGCUUCUGUACCCUUGGCUACCUCACUUGCACCAUUCUUGUCCUCAACCAUCAUGGUAAGGUGGGCUCAUGUGCCCUUAGGAUGGCAGCAACUGGAGGUGGGCUGUGGGUGACUGUGCUGAUAGUGGGCAUGGGAAACCAGUGAAACUGGCACACAUCUUUUCUGUGAACUUUCCCCUGCCUGCAGGGAGGGCAGUGCCUGGCACUGUGCAUCUUUCCCAAGUUGGUAAAAGCUGAUCUAUGCUUACAGGACUUGUGGUCACAUCAGUGGGAACCAUUGGUGGCAGUGUGGGACCUUCUCUCCAACUGCCAUACAGUGCCAUUUUUCCUUAGGAGGGAUGAUGUUUCUUGGCCUGAGGUGGGGGACCCAGAAGACCAGUGCUCAGGCAGGUGGAUCCCGAUGUCGUGGGUGGCAGUAAGCAGUGGGGCUCCAUUGCUGUGGGAGAACCAGGGCCAUGGUGUGCCACCAGCUUUGUGAGCAGAAGUUGCCUGGCCCUUGGUUGUUGAGGGCUACAACUCCCGCAGGACCUCAGGGAGCACUGAGGACAACACAUGGGUCUCACCUUCCGUAUGUUAAACCUGGCCCUGACCUGGCUUUUCAGAACUUCAGGGCAUAAUGCAAGUACUCUGUGAAGGCCCAUGGCUGGGCUUCCAUGUGCACCAAGCUCCAGCCAGCAGAACUGCUCCAAGAAGUUGCUGUGGGAUGAAACUGGCUCCAAACCCUGCUCUGUAAGUUCUGACUGUGGUCCACA
Molecule: messenger RNA, 8789 nt
Organism: Phasianus colchicus (ring-necked pheasant)
Lineage: Eukaryota; Metazoa; Chordata; Aves; Galliformes; Phasianidae
Gene: SLC45A1
Product: solute carrier family 45 member 1
Biological process (GO): transmembrane transport
Cellular component (GO): membrane
Molecular function (GO): sucrose:proton symporter activity
Source: RefSeq, a predicted model, not a curated record